Molecule: messenger RNA, 1737 nt
Organism: Daldinia caldariorum
Lineage: Eukaryota; Fungi; Ascomycota; Sordariomycetes; Xylariales; Hypoxylaceae
Exons: 2
Coding region: 1-1737 (578 amino acids)
Source: RefSeq, a predicted model, not a curated record
AUGAGACUACCUAUAUUUCUCAGCGGGUUAAUCCUUGCUGCAGGUAUAGCCCACGCCCAGUCUGAAGACGAAACCGGCGAACACCCAGGAUGGCCGCGAUGGUGUGGAAAAGUGUACGAGGCGGGAUAUCCGUCUUUCGAACCAGGCGGUCACACGACAGAGCCAGCUCCAAUCAAUCCGGAUGGAUCGCCGAACUUAUACGUGCAGUUCAAGCCUCGACAUAGCAUCUACCUAGCCGGCGAGGGAAAGGGAUCUUUUGUCGUCAAGGCUGAGUUGUCACCUUGGUUUGGUGAGGCGUGGGAGAAUGCGACGAGUGGCGAAGAGUCGGCCGCGGAACCGUUCACGGAUCUUCACUUCUCGAUUAAUCUGGCAUCCGAUGACGGUGAUAUCCAUGUGCCUCUAGUUAAAGGCAGCGUGCCGAUUAAUACAACCAGUUCGGGGUUUGAUUUUGAUCUGUCUACUUUCGAACCGCGAUUGGCACCGUAUGAGGUCGUCUUAGUUGGCACGUCGGGGCUCAGUAGUCGCAAUUACACAGCUAAUAGCUCGUUUCGGUAUCUUCCAGAAACAGCUCCUGGAGGGAGCGUGACCAAAAUCGACAACCUGAACGGCGGGCUAUUGUUUCGAAACGCGCAGACGGGCGACGCCUUCGUCCCCCUUCUGCCAUACGGAUUUUACGGCUUGUAUAAUGGAUCCAAUAGUACGGCUGAGAGUGACGAAUUUGUUCAUGGUUACUCAAGUGGCGGAAAUGGUCUCAACGCUAUCAUUUCUUUGGCCGGAUUUGCAGAUACCAAUCCGGUGUACGAUAGCAUGGACGCAUCCACCAUGCGCUUCAUGUUCGAUCUACGGGGUUCAUACAAAAACUUAACCGAGGUUACCCAACGAGUGAAUACUAUUAAACAUCAUAGUUCACUGUUUGCCUAUUGGACUGCCGACGAGCCCGAUGGUUGGCAGGUUCCUUUUGAUGUAACGCCCGCAGCACAGGAACUGAUCCACGAUCUAGAUCCGUAUCAUCCAGUAGCAGUGACUCUCAACUGCCAAGACUACUAUUUCGGAAAUUAUUCAGCCGGCGGCGACAUACUUAUGCAAGACCCAUAUCCCAUUGGGAUUAAUAGCACAUUUUCCAAGUGGGGUACGGAAUGCAACACCACGUUGGGGGACUGUGGAUGUGAUAAUUGUGCCGGCAACCCUCAGGACGUGCCCCGCCGUCUCGACGGCUUGAUCCAGUACGAGCGCUGGUUGGGCCGUUGGCCGCUUCCGAAGUUUCACAAUCCACAGGCUUUCCACGGGGAGGACUACUGGUUUCGCGAUCCGACACCAGCUGAAGCGUUCGUCAUGAACGUGCUAGCCUUUAAUCAUGGCGCCACCGGUAUUUUUGCGUGGACUUGGCCGACCAGCCAGACGCUAUUCGAGGCGCACUCACAGAUGGCAAGGGUAGUAACCAACCCUCCUGUGAGAGACUUCUUACUUGGUGGUCAACCCGACGGCAGUAUCAGAAUUGAUAACGAAGAGCUAGUUGACAUAGCCUAUUGGGUUCGGGAGACUCAAAUCAUGAUAAGCAUAGUAAACGGGGCAUAUGGCGACAUCAGCGGGCCGUUCUCAGUAAAGUUACCAGGAUCUGGAAAGCGCAUCGCAGAUGUGCCAUUUGGAGACCAGUCGUGGGACCUGGUAGGUGGCCAAUUGGUAACUAACAAACUGCCGACAAUGUCGACAAGUCUGGUAAUUAUUGAUCGACUAUGA